GCGAAUUAUCGUUGUGCGUAUCUUUGGUUUUUUUAUUUCAUUGGUUGUAUUUUUCCAUUCUUUCGCUUCAUUCUGUCCUCUCCGUUGCCAAUUUGUAUUUUUCCUAUUGUUUCACGUCAAACAACGAUGUAAAUGAAACAUCAAAAACAGAGCACACUUGUUUUAUUGAAUAUCUUGAACCAUUGACUGUGCCUGGUAUUAUUGACAGGCAACAAGAAUCUUCUUCGAUAUUUCAAUAUGAAAAAAGUUUGGAAUCUAAUUCGAUUCAAUUGUUGGAUGACUUCGAACUUUUUUCCCAUCUUCUCAUUAAAUUGAUAAAGUUGUCUGAAUAAUGAUUCCACAAAUGAAAGAAUAAUCCUUCAAAUUGAUCACAUUGCAUUUGGAGAGUGUUUUACGAUUAAUAAUAUUUCAUAUGAUUUGUUAAAAUUGAGGUGACUCAACUGAAAAAAAAACCGAAUUGCUUGCAUAGAUUUGGCCAUUUGAAUUUGUCAUAAUCGUAUUGUGAACGAGGUAUUAUGUGUUCUGUCAGCAGUCAUUGUGCUGUAUUUACAUUAGAACCGGUUUACCGUGUACAUUGACGUCGUGCCUAUAUGAAUUUGAGCGAAAAUAUGCAAAUACAAUCUCGUGUUUGUUUAUAAGCCAAAAUUAAAAUAUUUUCUAUUAAACAUAUAAUUUUUCUGCGAUUUGUGUUUUGUUACUAACACCAUUCUAAUGAAUAAGUUAAUCCAUACAACAGCAAUUAUUAAAAUAAAACAGCAAUUAUUAAUUGAAGCUUAUGUCAAAAAAAACACGUGCUUUAAUAAAAAUAAUGUCGACCAAAGUUAUAUCAAACAAUUCAAAUAGCGGGAACAUACCAGUUCAGGAUGACCCACCAUUAAAAUAUAAAGUGAUAUCAAAAUGCAGUACGACCAAAGCAAGAGUUGGCGUGAUGACUCUGCGACAUGGUGAUGUUGACACCCCAGUUUUUAUGCCAGUCGGUACACAGGGUACUUUAAAGGGAAUAUUGCCUGAUCAACUGUACAAUUUAGAUUGUAGAAUCAUUUUGGCAAACACGUAUCACUUGGGCGCACGGCCGGGAAUCGAAAUUCUCAAUGCAAUUGGUGGAUUGCACAAUUUCAUGGGAUGGAAUCGAAAUUUGUUAACGGAUUCGGGCGGUUUUCAAAUGGUUUCUCUAUUGGAGUUAGCUGAAAUUGAUGAACAUGGUGUGAAUUUUAAAUCGCCAUACGAUUUGACACAGUGCAUGUUGACUCCCGAACGUUCUACUGAAAUUCAGAAUUCUAUCGGAGCUGAUAUCAUGAUGCAAUUGGACGAUGUGGUGAAGACAACAUUGACCGGGCCAAGGGUUGAAGAAGCGACGCACAGAACGGUUCGUUGGCUGGAUAGAUGCAUUGAAGCACAUCAACGAGAUGACGAGCAGAGUAUCUUUCCGAUUGUUCAGGGUGGUCUUGAUGAAAAGUUGCGGGAAAAGUGCGCCGAAGAACUAAUGAAACGAAAAGUAAGGGGCUUUGCUGUUGGGGGUCUGAGUGGUGGCGAAUGUAAGGACGAUUUUUGUCGAACUGUAAACAAAUGCACCGACUUACUGCCGGAUGAAAAGCCUAGAUAUUUGAUGGGUGUUGGUUUCUCUGCUGAUUUGGUCGUUUGUGUGGCACUAGGAAUUGAUAUGUUUGACUGUGUUUUCCCGACAAGAACAGCGAGAUUUGGGGUGGCCUUAGUUCGUGAUGGUCAACUGAAAUUGAAUCAACCACAAUUCAAAAAGGACUUACGGCCAAUUGACGAGAGCUGUGAUUGCAGCACUUGCAAGCGUUACACACGAUCAUAUUUAAAUCAUGUCGUACGAUUUGAAUCAGUUGCUGCUACCCUUGUAACGGUUCAUAAUGUUGCAUAUCAGUUGCGAUUGAUGCGAGAUAUACGUGAAAGCAUAAUUGAAGACCGUUUUCCAGAGUUUGUCAAAACGUUUAUGGCCCAAUAUUUCCAUGAAAAAAACGUACCGGAAUGGAUUAUUGGUGCACUAGCAAAAGUAAACAUUCAACUAUAACUGUUGAAAUGAACUUACCCAGUUUAAAAUUGCAUUGUACUUUGUUUAGUGUAACUGAUUUCACAAUUAUUGAAAUAAAACAAAUUUGACACAACAAA
Molecule: messenger RNA, 2133 nt
Organism: Sitodiplosis mosellana (orange wheat blossom midge)
Lineage: Eukaryota; Metazoa; Arthropoda; Insecta; Diptera; Cecidomyiidae
Gene: Tgt
Product: queuine tRNA-ribosyltransferase catalytic subunit
Exons: 6
Coding region: 776-2035 (419 amino acids)
Cellular component (GO): cytosol
Molecular function (GO): tRNA-guanosine(34) queuine transglycosylase activity
Source: RefSeq, a predicted model, not a curated record